AUAAAAGUUAAUGCAUUUUCCGUAGGAUUUGCAAGGCCAAUUCGUCAGAUCCCAAAGUAUCUACGCUCAUCUUCAACUCAUCCGCAGGAGGAAGCAAACAGCAUCAUGGGAGAACGUAACGUCGACUUGUCUGCCUACGUGCCGCCGGACGUCAGGAACACUGGAGCACUCGGUGGUGGGCAACUCCAAGUUGAGCUCGACGAUGAAGACGAUCACUUCGGCGGCGGUCCACCUCGACCACCUCAGGCAAGUUUUAAUCUUUUCACAUUAACGCUUCUCUAAUCAUCUAAUUAUUCUUUUGUUUUUACAGCAAUCUACUCCGAAGCCGCCUCCUCCGCCGCCGCCUGCCCCGGCGAAGCCGAAAUACUCCAAACCGUCGAGCUAC
Meloidogyne enterolobii is the source of this 385-nucleotide messenger RNA. The record is from the annotation of a GenBank genome assembly. Lineage: Eukaryota; Metazoa; Nematoda; Chromadorea; Rhabditida; Meloidogynidae.